Erigeron canadensis is the source of this 1333-nucleotide messenger RNA. Its product is annotated as centlein-like. NCBI's taxonomy places the organism in Eukaryota, Viridiplantae, Streptophyta, Magnoliopsida, Asterales, Asteraceae. Bases 54 to 1046 code for a protein of 330 amino acids. The record is from RefSeq and is a predicted model, not a curated record. The transcript is spliced from 6 exons.
UCCAUUUCAAAUCUCUCCCCUAAAAUUCUCUGCUUUCUUUCACAUUUUCUCUAAUGGAUAUUCCGCAAGAAACCGAAGAAUUCAUCCGUGAAAACAUCGAUUAUUCGUUGGGUCUUCCGGUAUCUUAUCGUACUCUUCAGUUAAAGCUUCGAUCUUUAGAAGAAUCUCAUCGGGUUCUCCGUGAUCAGUAUUUGUAUUUGAAGUCCAAAUUGAAUGAGAAAGAUGACGUCAUCGAGCGUGUUAGGGCUGAGGCAACCAUGAAUGCUCAAGCUGUAAAGAAGUUUGUAGAAGAGAAUCAGAAAUUGGCGAUCGAAUGUACUAAUUUGGUAAAUCAGGUUAAGAAGUUGGAGCAUGAGUGUUCAUUGUAUGAUCGUGAUCGAGAAGCUUUGAUGGACUUUGGGAAUGAGGCAGAUAACAGGGCCAGGGAAGCAGAGUUACGUGUCCAAGAUUUGGAAGAGAGAUUAGGUGAGUUGACGAAAGAAUUGGAGCUCUACAAGAAACAUGCGGAGGGGCAAGAGGCUGGUGAUAUUGCAAAGACUUUGUCAACAGAAGAUUUACUUCUUGAUACAUUGUUAUCGACUUUGAUCACCAAAGAUGAUAUAGCAUCAACAGCGCAUUCUUUCUUAGAGGCAAAUAGUGGAGUGGAAUUGUGCAAAUACAUGCUGGAAAUGCGGCAAAGCUUGAAACCAUCAACACAAAAGAUUUUAGCAUUGGCUUCUGAGAUAAAGAUACUACAGAAAGAUAAGGACCAUUUAAGGAGUAAUCUCACAACUGCAGAAGAAGAGGUUAAGGUCUUGUUCGAAGAAAACAACGUAUUCGACAAGGAGAACAGGAAAUUGAUGAGGCUGCUGCAGAAAGAAAGACAACUAAACGAUUCCGGGGGAAGGCAUAAUAGUGCAUCCUUGAAGAGUAAUAAGAGGAAAUCUAGUCCUAGAGAUUGCAGUCCUAUCGAGAAGAAAAUCGACUUCAUUGAAUCUGGUUCGCCAAGGAAGGCACUGUCUCCUUUGAGACACAACACCCCCGAGUCUCGAUUACUCAAGAAGUAACUUCUACAAACUUUAAAGAAUUCUGCCCAUAUUGUUUGUGUGAAUUGUGUCGGUUCUUACCAAAAUCUUGUUUUCAGACAUUUUCUUGGCUAUAGAAUAGGAUGUUUGUUUUCGGAACUAGCUUGAAAGGCGCAAUUUCAAAGAUGUUUUGGAAUUGCUAGACUUUACUAAACAUAGCAACAAGUUCUCUUACAGUAGUACAUAUAGUUGCUAAAUCGCAGAAAAAAACAGCCGUUAAGAUCUGCCGAAGUGUGGUUAUAACUAAUGUAAUUGUAGCUUCAUUGACA